AUGCCUGCCCUCGGCCCAGCUCUUCUCCAAGCGCUCUGGGCUGGGUGGGUCCUCAUGCUCCAGCCCCCUCCACCAGCUGCUUUCACUCCCAAUGGCACGUAUCUGCAGCAUCUGGCACGGGAUCCCACCUCAGGUACCCUCUACCUGGGGGCCACCAACUUCCUGUUCCAGCUGAGCCCUGAGCUGCAGCUGGAGGCUACGGUGCCCACUGGCCCUGUGCUAGAUAGCAGGGACUGCCUGCCACCUGUGAUGCCUGAUGAGUGCCCUCAGGCCCAGCCUACCAACAACCUGAACCAGCUGCUCCUGGUGAGCCCAGGGGCCCUAGUGGUGUGCGGGAGUGUGCACCAGGGGGUCUGUGAGCUGCGGCACCUGGGCCAACUUGAACGACUACUGCUGCGGCCUGAGCGGCCUGGGGACACCCAGUAUGUGGCCGCUAAUGACCCUGCAGUCAGCACGGUGGGACUGGUGGCCCAGGGCUUGACUGGGGAGCCUCUCCUGUUUGUGGGGCGGGGAUACACCAGCAGGGGCGUGGGGGGUGGCAUCCCUCCCAUCACAACCCGGACCUUGUGGCCACUGGACCCACAAACUGCCUUCUCCUAUGAGGAGACGGCCAAGUUGGCCGUGGGCCGCCUCUCCGAGUAUAGCCACCACUUUGUGAGCGCCUUUGCACGUGGGGCCAGUGCCUACUUCCUGUUCCUGCGGCGGGACCUGCAGGCUCAGUCUAGAGCCUUUCGUGCCUAUGUGUCCCGAGUGUGCCUCCGGGACCAGCACUACUAUUCCUAUGUGGAGUUGCCUCUGGCCUGCCAGGGUAGCCGCUAUGGGCUGAUCCAGGCUGCAGCUGUGGCCACAUCCCUGGAGGUGACCCAGGGGGAGGUACUCUUUGCUGCCUUCUCCUCGGCCGCUCCCCCCACUGUGGGCCGGCCUCCGUCAGCAGCUGCUGGAGCAUCUGGAGCCUCUGCCCUCUGCGCCUUCCCCCUGGACGAGGUGGACCGCCUUGCUAACCGCACGCGAGAUGCCUGCUACACUAGGGAGGGCCGCGCCACGGAUGGGGUGGAGGUGGCCUACAUCGAGUAUGACGUCAAUUCUGACUGUGCACAGUUGCCUGUGGAUACCCUGGAUGCUUAUCCCUGUGGCUCAGACCACACGCCCAGCCCCAUGGCCAGCCGUGUCCCCCUGGAAGCCACGCCCGUUCUGGAGUGGCCAGGGAUUCAGCUAACAGCUGUGGCAGUCACCAUGGAGGAUGGACACACCAUUGCUUUCCUGGGUGACAGUCAAGGACACCUACACAGGGUCUACUUGGGCCCAGGGAGUGAUGGCCACCCAUACUCCACACAGAACAUCCAGCAGGGGUCUGCGGUGAGCAGAGACCUCACCUUUGAUGGGGCCUUCGAGCACCUGUAUGUCAUGACCCAGAGCACACUUCUCAAGGUUCCUGUGGCUUCUUGUGCUCAGCACCUGGACUGUGGCUCUUGUCUCGCUCACAAGGACCCAUACUGUGGGUGGUGUGUGCUCCUUGGCAGGUGCAAUCGCCAUUCCGAGUGCUCACGGGGACAGGGCCCAGAGCGGUGGCUGUGGAGCUUCCAGCCUGAGCUGGGCUGUCUGCAAGUGGCAGCUAUGAGUCCUGCCAACAUCAGCCGAGAGGAGCGGAGGGAGGUUUUCCUGUCAGUGCCUGACCUGCCACCCCUGUGGCCAGGGGAGACGUAUUCCUGCCAGUUUGGGGAUCACCAGACUUCUGCCCUGCUGACCAGUUCUGGUGUGAUGUGCCCUUCCCCGGACCCUAGCGAGGCCCCAGCACUGCCAAGAGGAGCCGACCACGUGUCAGUGAGCGUGGAGCUCAGGUUUGGCGCUGUGGUGAUUGCCAAAGCUUCACUCUCCAUCUAUGACUGUGCAGCAGUCUCUGAGCUCCGCCCGUCUGCACAGUGCCAGGCCUGCGUGAGCAGCCGCUGGGGGUGUAACUGGUGUGUCUGGCAGCAGCUGUGCACGCACAAGGCCUCAUGUGACGCUGGGCCCAUGGUGGUUAGUCAGCAGAGCCCGCUUCUCUCCCCAGCCCCUCCCGCAAGAGAUGUACCCACCCCCUUCCCACCUGAAGCCCCCCAGACCCCAGUCACCCCUGCUCCUGACACCCUUCCCGUGGAGCCUGGUGCCCCCUCCACAGCCUCGGAUGUCCCACCUGGGGAUCGCCCUUCCCUGCUCAGCCCCUGGGGGCCGGGGGCGGGUCCUGGCCCCAUACCUGCCUCAGUCUCCACAGAGUCACCUCUCCAUGAGGAACCUGUGGAGCCGCUGACUGGGCCUGUAGACGGAGGCACCCGUGUUACCAUCAGGGGCUCCAACCUGGGUCAACAUGUGCAGGACGUACAGGACACAGUCAGGGUGGCUGGAGUACCCUGUGCUGUGGAUGCUCAGGAGUACGAGGUCUCCAGUAGCUUCGUGUGUAUCACUGAGGCCAGUGGGGAGGAGGUGGCUGGCGCUGUGACGGUGGAGGUGCCGGGAAGAGGACACGGUGUCUCAGAGCACGACUUUGCCUACCAGGACCCGAAGGUGCAUUCCGUCUUCCCAACCCGAGGCCCCAGAGCGGGGGGUACCCGCCUUACCCUGCACGGCUCCAAGCUCCUGACUGGGCAGCUGGAGGACAUCCGAGUAGUAGUUGGAGACCAGCCUUGCCACCUGCUGCUGGAGCAGCAGGCGGAGCAGCUGCAGUGUGAGACCAGCCCCCACCCCACGCCUGCCACGCUCCCUGUGGCUGUGUGGUUUGGGGCCGCUGAGCGGAGGCUUCAACACAGCCAGUUUGAGUACACAUCAGACCCCAACGUCACCUCUGCCAGCCCCACCAAGAGCUUCCUCAGUGGAGGACGGAAGAUAUGGGUCCGUGGCCAGAAUUUGGAUGUGGUACAGACACCAAGAAUCCGAGUGACUGUGGCUCCGAGAGCACUGCAGCCCGGCCAGGGGCUUGGGCGGAGACGCCGCGUGAUCCCAGAAACAGCGUGCUCCCCUGGAGCUUCCUGUGGUGGCCAUCAUUUUGAGGAGCCGUGCCAUGUGAACUCCUCUCAGCUCAUCACGUGCCACACGCCUGCCCUCCCAGGCCUGCCUGAGGACCCCUGGGUCCGGGUGGAAUUCAUCCUUGACAACCUGGUCUUUGACUUCGCGACACUGAACCCCACACCCUUCUCCUAUGAGGCCGACCCCACUCUGCAGCCCCUCAACCCCGAGGACCCCACCGCACCAUUCCGGCACAAGCCUGGGAGUGUGCUCUCUGUGGAGGGGGAGAAUCUGGACCUUGCAAUGUCCAAGGAGGAGGUGGUGGCCAUGAUAGGGGACGGCCCCUGCGUGGUGAAGACACUGACCCGUCACCACCUGUACUGCGAGCCCCCCCUGGAGCAGCCUCUGCCCCAGCACCACGCCCUCCGGGAGGCGCCCGAUGCUUUGCCUGAGUUCACGGUGCAGAUGGGGAACCUGCGCUUCUCCCUGGGCCACGUGCAGUACGAUGGCGAGAGCCCCGUGGCUUUUCCCAUGGCAGCCCAGGUGGGCUUGGGGGUGGGCACCUCUCUUCUGGCUCUGGGCGUCAUCAUCAUUGUCCUCAUAUACAGGAGGAAGAGCAAGCAGGCCCUGAGGGACUAUAAGAAGGUCCAGAUCCAGCUGGAGAAUCUGGAGAGCAGCGUGCGGGACCGCUGCAAGAAGGAGUUCACGGACCUCAUGACUGAGAUGACUGAUCUCACCAGUGACCUUCUGGGCAGUGGCAUCCCCUUCCUCGACUAUAAGGUGUAUGCUGAGAGGGUCUUCUUCCCUGGGCACCAGGAGUCGCCCUUGCACCGGGACCUGGGUGUACCGGAGAGCAGGCGACCCACCGUGGAACAAGGGCUGGGGCAGCUCUCCAACCUGCUCAACAGCAAGCUCUUCCUCACCAAGUUCAUCCACACCCUGGAGAGCCAGCGCACCUUCUCAGCUCGGGACCGCGCCUACGUGGCAUCUCUGCUCACGGUGGCGCUGCACGGGAAACUCGAGUACUUCACCGACAUCCUCCGAACCCUGCUCAGUGACCUGGUGGCCCAGUACGUGGCCAAGAACCCCAAGCUGAUGCUGCGCAGGACAGAGACCGUGGUGGAGAAGUUGCUCACCAACUGGAUGUCCAUCUGCCUGUACACCUUCGUGAGGGACUCAGUAGGGGAGCCGCUGUACAUGCUCUUCCGUGGAAUUAAACAUCAAGUGGACAAGGGGCCAGUGGAUAGCGUGACUGGCAAAGCCAAAUACACCCUGAAUGACAACCGCCUUCUCAGAGAGGACGUGGAGUACCGUCCCCUGACCUUGAAUGCACUGUUGGCUGUGGGGCCCGGCGCAGGAGAGGCCCAGGGUGUGCCCGUGAAGGUCCUGGACUGCGAUACCAUCUCCCAGGCCAAAGAGAAGAUGUUGGACCAGCUUUAUAAAGGAGUACCUCUCGCCCAGCGGCCAGACCCCCGUACCCUGGAUGUUGAGUGGCGGUCUGGGGUGGCUGGGCAUCUCAUUCUUUCUGACGAGGACGUGACUUCUGAGGUCCAGGGCCUGUGGAGGCGCCUGAACACCCUGCAGCAUUACAAGGUCCCAGAUGGAGCAACUGUGGCCCUGGUCCCCUGCCUCACCAAGCACGUUCUCCGGGAAAACCAGGAUUAUGUCCCUGGAGAGAGGACCCCAAUGCUGGAGGAUGUGGACGAGGGGGGCAUCCGGCCCUGGCACCUAGUGAAGCCAAGUGAGGAGCCGGAGCCUCCCAGGCCUCGGAGGGGCAGCCUUCGGGGCGGGGAGCGCGAGCGAGCCAAGGCCAUCCCUGAGAUCUACCUGACCCGCCUGUUGUCCAUGAAGGGCACACUGCAAAAGUUUGUGGACGACCUAUUCCAGGUGAUUCUCAGCACCAGCCGCCCCGUGCCGCUUGCUAUCAAGUACUUCUUCGACCUGCUGGAUGAGCAGGCCCAGCAGCAUGGCAUCUCCGACCAGGACACCGUCCAUAUCUGGAAGACCAACAGCCUGCCGCUAAGGUUCUGGAUCAAUAUAAUAAAAAACCCGCAGUUUGUGUUCGACGUGCAGACAUCUGAUAACAUGGAUGCAGUGCUCUUGGUCAUUGCUCAGACGUUCAUGGAUGCCUGCACCCUGGCCGACCACAAGCUGGGCCGGGACUCCCCCAUCAACAAACUUCUAUAUGCUCGAGAUAUUCCCCGUUACAAACGGAUGGUGGAAAGGUACUACGCAGACAUCAGGCAGACCGUCCCCGCCAGUGACCAAGAGAUGAACUCCAUCCUGGCUGAGCUGUCUCGGAACUACUCUGGGGACCUUGGGGCACGAGUGGCCCUGCAUGAACUCUACAAGUAUAUCAACAAGUACUAUGACCAGAUCAUCACUGCCCUGGAGGAGGAUGGCACGGCUCAGAAGAUGCAGCUGGGCUACCGGCUCCAGCAGAUCGCAGCCGCUGUGGAGAACAAGGUCACGGACCUGUAG
Molecule: messenger RNA, 5457 nt
Organism: Puma concolor (puma)
Lineage: Eukaryota; Metazoa; Chordata; Mammalia; Carnivora; Felidae
Source: RefSeq, a predicted model, not a curated record